Sphenostylis stenocarpa is the source of this 1719-nucleotide messenger RNA. The record is from the annotation of a GenBank genome assembly. Lineage: Eukaryota; Viridiplantae; Streptophyta; Magnoliopsida; Fabales; Fabaceae.
AUGGAUAUUCCGAAGGAGCAGAUAGAGCAGAGGCUCAAUUUCAACGGAGACCCUCCAAACCCUCAUUCUUACGACAAUGGCAACGGCUUCAACCACUUCCAACCCCUCGAUUCUGGAUACGCUCUUAACCAUUCCGUUCCUCGCCCUCUCCGCAAACGCUCCUGGCACCACUCCAGCCAAGGAACUUCUCCAGAUCGAGUGGACGGUGCGUGUCACGUAAAAGUGUAUGUUGCUCCUGUUCCGAGAACUGCUACGGAAGCUGAGUUCUCCUUGUAUUACACCUCCCUCAUCAAAAGAGUUGCAUUUAGCCAUCUUUUGAUCCGCCCUGUUUUUGAAGAACAUGGAACUAUUGUUGAGGUAGUUCUUUUAAAAGAUAAGAGAACUGGUGAAAGGCAAGGAAGUUGUUUUGUAAAAUAUGCAACAUUUGAUGAAGCUGAUAGGGCUAUUAAGGCUUUAAACAAUCAAUAUACAUUUGCUGGGGAAUCAUAUCCUGUUGUUGUCAAAUUUGCUGAUCGAGAACUUGAACGUCUUGGGGUUCGAGGGUUCUGCCCUAAUAUGGAAAAGAAAGAUCCUUUAGAAGGCAAACAUCUCAGCCUUUUCCCGGAUAGCUAUAAAGUUUUUGUUAGUUGCUUCAACAAAGAGGCUUCAAAAAAGGAAAUUGAAGAACUAGCAAAAAAUGUUAGUUACCAACAGGUUAUUAUUCAUGUUGAGUUUCUGUUUGUGCAGAUAUUUUCCCCUUAUGGGCAUGUAGAAGAUAUCUUCAUGGCGACGAAACGGGGAUAUGCUUUUGUAAAAUUUUCUAAUAGAGAAAUGGCAUUGGCUGCAAUCAAAGGACUGAAUAGAACCUUCACGAUGAGAGGUUGUGAUCAUCCAUUAAUUGUUCGUUUUGCGGAUCCUAAGAAACCUAGGAUGGGAGAAUCAAGGGGCAACUAUUUACCCGUGAAUGCAAAUUUUGGACCUUGUUCUCAAGAACCAGCAGUAUGGCCACUACCAAAUUUUAGUGAUUCCAAUCGUGGAGGAAGUAUUUUGCCUAUUGCCCCGCAUCAUUCCACAAUUGCAAACCCACAAGUUCCUACUCAUAUGCAAAACUGGGAACCUGGUGCUACUGUGGUACAACAUCCAUUUCCUCCCCAACAAUUGCAUGCACAGUUGGCUUCAAUGCCUUUUGCUUCUAUUCAAGCUCCACAAUUGCCGUCCCAGCAAUUUAUUACUGAGGUGCAGAGACAACCGCAUCCAGCAGAUUCAUCAGUUCAAAAUAUAGAGCAGCAUAGUUCACAGCUGCCUUCUCAGACCGGAAGCAACCUUAGCACAGCUGCUGGCAGUACCCCACCCGAUAUGCCUUCAAGUCCUCAAGUUGAAGAUUAUCCAGAGUGUGACUGGAGUGAACACUACUGCCCCGAUGGUGUGAAGUACUACUACAACUGUAUCACUUGUGAAAGCAGAUGGGAGAAGCCUGAGGAGUAUGCCUUGUACGAGAAAGAAUCUACGAAGCAGCCGGAGCGGGAGGAUAAUUGCUGUAGUCUCUCACAAUUUUUGUUAUCUUCCUCUCUACAAGUUGCUGAAAAACAACAGAGAGGAACGCAUAAUGGGGAAGGAAUAGCGGGGGCCCAGUGGCUCUUCGAAGGUGGCGUAUCAUAUGCAUCCUCUUACUGCGCGUUGAUGGAUCAUAUGGCAUGCAGCACUUACUCAAUGAGGUUAAAUCGAAUUGUCAAUGGUUGA